Molecule: messenger RNA, 1110 nt
Organism: Scylla paramamosain (green mud crab)
Lineage: Eukaryota; Metazoa; Arthropoda; Malacostraca; Decapoda; Portunidae
Exons: 4
Coding region: 1-894 (297 amino acids)
Source: RefSeq, a predicted model, not a curated record
AUGUCUGAACAGUGUAGACAAGUACUUUGUUCCCCUUCAGAGGUUGAAGAAGUGGACAACCCAGCACCACGUGAAUCACUCACACAGGAGGGUGUCCAAAAACAGAGGAAGGGAGGGAAGGUGAAAGAGGUGUGGAAUUACGAGGCGACAGAAGCACUCCUGCAACUUGUCAAGGCAAACUACACACGCCUAAAUGACAAGAAAACAACAAAGGGCAUUGUGUGGAAGGACAUCACCAGAGUGUUGCAGGAAUUGAUCCCAGGCGUGGAACUGAGGCAAGUUGAGGGCAAGUGGCGCAACCUCAAAUCAAUAUUCCACAACUAUGAGGACUACAAUAGGUCAAGUGGGAAGAGAAAGAAGACUGAACCGCGAUUUUACAAUCUCCUAUCUUCAAUUCUGAAGAAUCGCCCCCUGUCCCGGCCAGAUCUGUGUGUGUUGGAGGGCACAGAAGUGGGUACUAGGAGUGUGGCAGAAAUGGAGGUUGACAAUCCUGUGGAAGAAGACCCAGCCACACAAGCCUCAUCAGUAUUAAACAUUCCAGCCACUCCAGCCUCACUACUAGACCCUCAGCAAGGUGAAGCCUCGCAACGUGCCCCAACUCCUCCUCAAGCAUCACCACCAGAUCCUCAGCCUGCUCAUGCCUCACAAGCCCCACAGCCUGCUCCAGCCACACGUGAGGAGCCACCUGCAGUGCGAGGUUUCUGUCUGCAGAGGGUCUUAAGCUUCUCGUUCUUGUUCUUCUUGGAGGUGGGGUGGGGGUUCCUUUCUGCAGACAGAAAGGAACUGUUAUUGUGCAUAAACGAUAUUAAAAAUACACUGAAAAAAUCCAGCGAUAAACACCAAAACAGUAUGGCAGAACUAAAAAGAACUUUGGUCUUGCAUUGCGGCACGUGAUAGAGAACGCCACGAAAUGGACAUGGAGAUAAAGAGGGAGAGGUUGAAUGUCCUAAGAUUAAAAAGAAUUGAAUUAGAGCGCAGAUUAAAUAAUGAGUGAUUUUAUAAUAAAAUGUAAUUUCAAAUAAUUAUAACACAACGUUUUGACCCUCCCUGAAGUCCUCUUCAGGUGUGAUGUGGUACAUAUAAUUGGAUGUACUGGUGCUUGCAUUGAAA